AUGCAGGAAAUAGAAUUUAUACCUACUAUUGAUGUAUUACAAUCCAUCACAGAGAACUGUCCAGAAUGUUAUUCUCACCAAAAAGAGAAUUUACUGGUCGAUGCAAGAUUAUAUGUGGGACUAGUUCUAUCAGAGUUUAAAUUACGUAGAUCAGAUAAUCUUGUUCCGCCACAAUCUUUUGCAAGCAACUUUCUUCUCAUAAUGUCCAGAAUUGGGUAUUGGCAAACUACUAGUUCAGUAGAUUGGUGUGAAAACAAUUAUGAAUAUUCUCAUUACAUCGCCGAAUUUUGGAACACCUUCUCAAGUCUUGCAAUGAUAAUAUUCGGAGAAGCAGGUGCAAGAAUGAACUUAUGUGAGGGCUUUCGUUUUAAACUUGCAUUUCGGUUGAUUUCUGUUGUUGGAGUUGGUAGUCUACUUUUUCAUGCAACCUUAACAAGUGAAAUGCAGGCUCUUGAUGAGGUUCCGAUGGUAUGGUCCGCAUUGACGCUAGUACAUCCUUUAAUAGAAUCGAUUUAUGGUCCUCAAGGAUAUUGGCUACCAAUAGCACAAGUCAUUCACGCAAUAUUGUGUACUCUAGCUGUAACCAUUGCAAAGGGAGACAUGCAAUUCAUCUUCUUUCAUAUGUCCUUUGGCUCUUUAGAACUGCUUUCCCUUUAUCUGAUGCAUCGUAUUUAUUCCCUAAAGAAAUCCUCUCAUCCUGCAGUAAAAUAUUUAUUUGAACGUGGCGUGAUUAUUUACUCACUGGCCAUCGCCAUAUGGUUGACUGAUCUAUAUAUGUGUGAUUAUGUUAAUGGCGGUGAGAAGUCUAUACUUCCAUUCAAUCCACAACUACAUUCUAUUUGGCAUCUAUUGGCAAGCUUUGGGUUGUACUUGUUAGUGGUGUUAACAUUAUAUAAUUUUCUCUGGGAGAGUGGUGUUAAGUGUAAUGUUGUUUAUAGAUUCGGUGGUUUGGUGCCGGUGGUGGUCAAAAAUUCAUUAUCUUUUAAGGAUGUUAAGAAGCUUGAGAGGUCAAAGCCUCGGAAAAAUAGUUUCAUUUCUAUUUAUAGUAGAGAAUUUUAG
This is a messenger RNA of Acaulospora morrowiae, 1059 nucleotides long. The record is from the annotation of a GenBank genome assembly. Lineage: Eukaryota; Fungi; Glomeromycota; Glomeromycetes; Diversisporales; Acaulosporaceae.